ACCAGGGGUCUCAUUUAUAAAACUAUGCGUAGGAUCUUUACUAAAAGUUUACGUGCGCCCAAAAGCCAAAAAUGGCGUACGCCAAAAAAUAUUCCGAUUUAUAAAACCGUGCGUACGCACACCUGUAAGCAAUGUUCCCUUUAUAAAUCACAGAUCACCCGCAGAUGUGCGUACGUGAACCAGCCUCAUAUCCCGCCCUGUACACGCCCAUUUUUAACCAUAAAUAGUCAAUGCAAAUCACCUCAUGAUUGCUGAUCAGCAUGUAAAUGAGAGUGGAAUCCCAUAUAUACCUGGAAAACUGGCAUGCGACCCGCCAAUUAAUUAAUCCAAGAAAGUGAAAACGUGCAUUUCUGUUAGCCUAAUUUUAAUAAUGGCGACAGGUGAGAAAAGAGGAAAAAAAAAACGUAAUUUCUCAGAUACUGAGAUUGAAACACUUGUAGGGGAGGUGGAGGCUCGGAAAACUGUGUUAUUUGGUGGCCACAGCAGUGGGGUCACUAAUAAAAAGAAGCAGUGCGAGUGGCAAAGUAUUGCUUCUGCCGUCAAUUGUGUCAGUGGGACAGAACGGACAGUUGCAGAAUUAAAGAAAAAAUGGUCCGACCUGAAGGUGGAGGCAAAGAGAAAACUGUCCUCCCACCGCCAGAGCGUGGCUGCAACUGGUGGGGGCCCAUGUACAGCUGAUCUCACAUCAGUGGACAGCAAAAUCGCGGCUAUAAUUGGGGAGGUCAGCGUGUGUGGUAUUGUGUCGGAAAAGAAGGGAGACACUGACGUGACUGAAACCACAGAGGAGCAAGUCCUUCCGGAGUCUGAAGCUGUAAAUGAACAGGAGUUUCAGGGUGAGGGGUUCUCAGAUGCAGAUGCACAGCGUCCGGCUCAAAGCAGUGCCCCUUCUGCGUCUGGCACGUCCAAAAGUGGUCGGGUACUCACUGACGCAGUCCUGCAGUUACAGCGAGAGACAAUAAACGCUGUCAACGGGGUUGCAGAUGAGCUACGGCAGAUGAGAGAAGUGAUGCAAGAAAUUGCACAAUCAUUAAAAGAUGCAGUUAAAACAUGAA
This is a messenger RNA of Cyprinus carpio (common carp), 1052 nucleotides long. Its product is annotated as nuclear apoptosis-inducing factor 1-like. Gene Ontology annotation, cellular component: nucleus. NCBI's taxonomy places the organism in Eukaryota, Metazoa, Chordata, Actinopteri, Cypriniformes, Cyprinidae. The record is from RefSeq and is a predicted model, not a curated record.